Molecule: messenger RNA, 1373 nt
Organism: Drosophila suzukii
Lineage: Eukaryota; Metazoa; Arthropoda; Insecta; Diptera; Drosophilidae
Product: ribosomal RNA-processing protein 8
Biological process (GO): cellular response to glucose starvation; regulation of transcription by glucose; rDNA heterochromatin formation
Cellular component (GO): rDNA heterochromatin; chromatin silencing complex; nucleolus
Molecular function (GO): methyltransferase activity
Source: RefSeq, a predicted model, not a curated record
UUUAAAAGUGCGGUAACUCAAUUAGUGGAGGCUUCACGUGUUUCCCGAUUUGUUUACAAUUUUCCCUCUCGAAAUGAAGCCAUUCGAAGUGCCGCCCUGGGAGGCAGGAGCAGAAAUCAUUGAAUUCAAGCCUGUGAAUUCAUCAGGAAAUGGAGUUGCUACCGCCAAGAAGCCAAAGAAGAAGAAACCCAAGAAGAAGAAGUCAGUGGAGGCCGAACAGAUACCCAAAGUAAGCCAGGCACCUGGAAAAUUCAGUUACCGGCAUGGCGGAGGACCUCUGGCCCCGCCCCCAGACUCCUCGGAUGAUGACGACGAUGUGGAGGACGGCAUCCGGGCCAUGCAUAAGGUGAAGUCCGGAAGAAUAGAGAAGCAGCGACCACCAACGCAGGCCACUAAAGGCGGCAAAAAGGAACUGAAGCUGAAACCCGAACUGGCGCAAGCGGCGGUGGAGGCCAUGGAGACCACCAGCUCUCCAAGUCCGACUGCCAACUCACUGGCCAGCAAGCUGCAAUCGGAGCUCCUGGGCGGACGGUUCCGUUACAUAAACGAGCAGCUCUACUCGGUGACCAGUCGCAAGGCGGAGGCCCUUUUCCGGAAGGACAGCUCCGCCUUCGAGGCCUACCACGCUGGCUACCGGCAGCAGGUGGAGAAGUGGCCAACGAAUCCACUCAACCGCAUCAUCAAGACCAUCAAGAAGGUGCCCAAGACAGCUAUAAUUGGAGACUUCGGAUGUGGAGAAGGCAAACUGGCUCAGUCCGUGCCAAACAAGGUGUACUCCAUGGAUUUGGUGGCUGCCCGGGGAGACAUCAUUGCCUGCAACAUCACGGACACCCCGCUCCAAGCUCAGUCGCUGGACGUGGCCGUGUACUGUCUCUCCCUAAUGGGCACCGAUCUGAACGAGUUCUUCCUGGAGGCUAAUCGGGUGCUCAAGCUGCACGGCAGUGUCUAUAUAGCGGAGAUACAGUCGCGUUUCGAGGAUGUGCGGGAGUUUGUGCGCUGCUUGGGUGCCUGUGGAUUCGACCUAAUCAAAAAAGAUGUAGCUGUUAACUAUUUCUACUUCUUCCAAUUCAAGAAGAUGCGUCAUGUGCCCAAGGGCACUAAGUUAAAGGCCUUCUCCCUGAAGCCUUGCUUGUAUCGCAAACGAUAAAAUAUCUGACUGCAUGGAAUCAAAAUUGAUCGUUAUUCACUCUUAAAAACUCUCCUCCGUUCGACACUACAUUUUUUUUCAACAAAUGUAUGGUUUUUUAUUUCGAUUGCAAAGACUGUUUACGGAACCCGAGACAGAAGCUGCUCUAAUAGAUAAUUACGUUUGUACAUUAACUAAAUGUAGGAAUCUUUAUCAACGCAAUAAAUAUUGAAUUUUUACUACCGCG